This is a messenger RNA of Balaenoptera acutorostrata (minke whale), 1278 nucleotides long. Its product is annotated as membrane cofactor protein-like. Gene Ontology annotation, cellular component: cell surface. The transcript is spliced from 11 exons. Gene Ontology annotation, biological process: negative regulation of complement activation, classical pathway. The coding region runs from base 1 to 1278 and encodes 425 amino acids. NCBI's taxonomy places the organism in Eukaryota, Metazoa, Chordata, Mammalia, Artiodactyla, Balaenopteridae. The record is from RefSeq and is a predicted model, not a curated record.
AUGACGGCGUCCUGCGCGCCUCGCCGGGCGCCUCCCGGCCGCCCAGAGAGUCCCCCUUUUCUUUGGUGCUGCAGCGGGAUUCUUUUGCUGUCCUUAGUGCUCCCGUUGCCCAUAUUCUCCGGUCCCUGUAUUGAUCCACCAGUAUUGGAGAGUAUGAAGCUCAAGGGUGUCAUUAAACGCCAUUAUUAUCCUGGGGACAGAAUAGACUAUGAGUGUCACAGAGGAUACUUUUAUGUGUGGCCUUAUCUCCUCGCAUCUACUUGUGAGCCUAAUGGCUCAUGGAGCCCUAUUGAAGAAGCAUGUUUAAGAAAAUCAUGUUCAAAUCCAGAAAUAAAACAUGGUGAAGUAUAUGCCCCAAAUAAAACCUUUGAGUUUGAAUCAGAAGCUCACAUUUCUUGUAAUGAGGGUUAUUACUUAAGAGGAAAAAAAAUUCUAACUUGUAACCUUAUUGGAGAUAAUGUGCAUUGGAGUGAUUUGAUACCACAUUGUGAAAAGAUUUUUUGUGGACGACCUCCAAAAAUAAAACAUGGAAAACACACCAAUAGCUACAGGAAUAUAUUUGAAUAUAAUGAAUUAGUAACUUAUAGUUGUAAUCCUUCAAAUGGAUCAGAUGAAUACUCACUUGUUGGAGAGAGCAAGCUUAUUUGUUCUGGACCUGGCAAAUGGAGUAGUGCCGCUCCUCUGUGUAAAGUGGUCAAAUGUGAACGUCCAGUACUCGAACAUGGAAUAAUGGUAUCAGAAAGUAGAGAAAAAUUUUCCUACCAAGCAGUGGUGAUAUUUGAAUGCCUCCAGGGUUUUUACCUUAAUGGCAGCAACCUAGUGUUCUGUGGUGGUAAUAAUACUUGGGAGCCUGAGAUGCCAAAGUGUAUUAAAGGUUACAAGCCUACUCAUCCAACCAAGACUCCACUUUUAAAAUAUCCAGGAUAUCCCAAUCCCAGUGACGAAAUACUAUCACUUGAUGACUUUGAGGAUUUAGAUGCAGGAAUCAUUGCUCUGAUUAUUCUUACUGCAAUUGUUGCUGUUGUAGUAGUUUGUACCUGCUUCUACAGAUGUCUUCACAGUGAGAAGAAAGAGGAGAAGGAUAUGAAAGAGAAGGAAGAAAAGGAUAUGAAAGAGAAGGAGAAGAAAGAGAAGGAGGAAAAGGAAAAAAAGGAAAACGAGAAGAAGGAAAAGGAGAAGGAGAAGAAAGAGAAGGAGAUGAAAGGGAAAAAGGAAGUUGGUGCUGGACCCACCACUCACCAGAAAAGACCAACCAGUCCAUCAGUGCAGAAGCACUAA